GCAUGUGUACUCAUGUGAGGAAUGUGUGAUGGAUCUGUUCUUCCGUCGAUUUUACUGCUGCUGUUUUCACUUGAUAUUUGAUUAAUUUAGUGCAUAAAAGGACUUUAAAUAUUACAAUAUUAUAAGAAAAGAUUAUUUGUUUAGUGACGUGGAAUUAUUUGCUCAAUUUGUGUAAUUUUUGUAUUUCGGAAAAAUGGCAAAUAGGAGACCACGUCGCACACGUGCGCUGAUAAAUGAGAGAAAGGUUCACAAUCAGCCAAAGACUAACGAUAAAAUUCAACCUGUAAAGCAAAAAGCUUUAGUUCUCGCGCAAGAAAUUAAAAUUACACGAUUGUUAGCUAAUAAUGAUAAGAAAGUUCGAGAUAAAGUAUUAAAAAGAUUGAAGAAAUGGUUAGUAGUACGAUCUCAGAGUUCAUUUGAAUUCACAAAAAAAGAUUUUUUUACUUUGUGGAAGGGCUUAUUUUAUUGCAUGUGGAUGUCCGACAAAAUGUUAAUCCAAGAAGAGUUGGCUGAAUCACUCAGUAAAUUAGUACAUUGCUUCAAUGUAAAAAAUACUGUUGUACUUUAUACCAGCUGUGCAUUGAAAACACUUGCUAAAGAAUGGUUUGGCAUUGAUCAAUAUAGAUUAGAUAAAUUUUCCAUGUUAGUUAGAAGAAUACUUCGACAAACAUUUGUAGUUUGCAAAGAUCAAUUAUGGGACAUUGAAUGGGUAACAGAAAUUUCACAGGUAUUUGAGGAACUGCUUUUAAGUCCACAAACUGGCUUGGGUUUCAGCCUGCAUUUAACGGAGAUAUAUUUAGAAGAGCUUGCAAAGGUUAGUGGUGGAAAUAUACCGACAGAUGUAGUUCAUCAGUUUAUUAAACCGUUUGUUGUAUAUCUAACAACAACAAAGGAUGACCGACAAAUGAAACACGUUAAUCGCCAUGUCUUCAGGUACUUGAUAUUUCAAUCCGAUAUAGGAUUAGAUUAUAUGGAGAAAUUUGAAGCUUGGAAAGAUGCUGGUUUUCCUUGUACACAUGUGGAUAAUAUGCAAAAAGUAGAGACAUCUGACGUGGAAGAAAAUUCUGAUAACGAAAAUGAACAGCUUGAAAACGAGGUGCAAAGUGAAGUGAUUGAAAAACCUUUAGAUCCAAGAGCUGGUAGAGUCAAUGUGGAACUGCCGCAGAUACCUUUCGAUGCUGCAAAUAUUGUUGAAUUACUUAAACAAUAUCGUUUUCACCAGCAAUCGUCAUCAAAAUCACGGAGACAAAUUUUGAGGCUUCUUGUAGAAUUUCAAGAAUUAGCAAAGGGAAAGAUGCCUCUUGGAAUAAAGAGAGUGAGAAAACCACAAGUUCAAAAGGGAGAAAUGAGUACAAAGCAGGCUGCAUUACGUCUUAUUGAAUUUGAGAAGAAUCUGAAAGGUAAUGAAUCUUCCAUUGAUAAUCCAAAAUGUGAAAACAACGAAAAUCUGAAUUCUGACGUGGAAUAUGGAUACUGCUGACUCAGAAAGUGAUACAGCUCUGACUACAAAGCCCAAUUUGGACAACGCAGAAGUAAAUACAGCGUUUUCUAAAAAACGGAAGAACGAAUUAAUUGUUGAUAAAUCUGACGAUAUACUUGAACCUGCAAAGAAGAAGAAGAAGAAACUGAAAACAAAACCUUGUAACACGGAUGAAAAAGUUGAAUUGAAAGAUGCGCAUGAUACUGAUAUGGCACAUAAUAAUUUAAAACGUAAGAAAGCAAAAAAAGUACAAUUUCCAAAUGUGCAAUCAUCUGAAAAUGUACAGUGUACUUCACCAUCACCAAUUUUUAAAAAAGGUCGGCCAAAAAAAA
Messenger RNA from Linepithema humile (Argentine ant), 1812 nucleotides. RefSeq names its product Ribosomal RNA processing protein 1 homolog Nnp-1 (gene Nnp-1). The record is from RefSeq and is a predicted model, not a curated record. NCBI's taxonomy places the organism in Eukaryota, Metazoa, Arthropoda, Insecta, Hymenoptera, Formicidae. Gene Ontology annotation, cellular component: nucleus; preribosome, small subunit precursor. Gene Ontology annotation, biological process: rRNA processing.